This is a messenger RNA of Castor canadensis (American beaver), 3566 nucleotides long. The record is from RefSeq and is a predicted model, not a curated record. Lineage: Eukaryota; Metazoa; Chordata; Mammalia; Rodentia; Castoridae.
GCCCUAUUAAACCUGGCAGAGCGACUGGGAGAAGCUAAGCCUCGAGGACUGACUAAAGCAGAUAUUGAACAACUUCCUUCAUAUCGGUUCAAUCCUAACAACCACCAGUCAGAACAGACCUUGUGUGUAGUAUGCAUGUGUGAUUUUGAGUCAAGGCAGCUACUUAGAGUGUUACCCUGUAACCACGAGUUCCAUGCCAAGUGUGUUGACAAGUGGCUUAAGGCAAAUCGUACCUGCCCAAUUUGCCGAGCUGAUGCUUCAGAAGUACAUCGGGAUUCAGAAUGACCAACCUAAGAGCACAAAUUUAGUUUGGGUGUUCCUCAUCACGUGUAUAUACGGACUAUCCAUUGAACUUAAUCUGUGUGGCUUCCAGCCCUCCCUUUACCAAAAGGGUCAAUGGACCUUUCUUUGCACUGUGUGACUUAAUCAACUAUAAAAGCUUACAAUUAGUCUUCACAAUUAUGGGAUUGUUAUACUAACCGUGUGAUUGGAACUCCAAAGACUUUUUCUUUAGCUUAAUUUUGUGUGUGCACUAACAUUCCCUGGUUUUUGUGUGAUCAUUCCGAGUGUUGCUGCAAGAUUACCGUGGACGUGAUCUUUUAGCAUGUGCUUUUAUAAAAAGUGGUAGCUCCAGAUGAUAUAGCAAUCUACCUUCUAUAGAGCCUUCAGAAACUGUGAGUGGAAGUGAAUGCAGUAUGUGAUUGGUGACAAUGGUAAGUGUGUCUGCGUGAGAGUGUGCAACUACUUGUGUGAGGGCAUGGUAGCUGACGUGUGUAUGAGAUCCUAUAUACCAGCAUGUACCGAGAAUGUGUGUGUAGUUUUAAUUAUGCUGCAAUGUAUAAUCUGGUGUGUUAUUUAAACAGCACUAGUACUGUACACUGGUUCCCCUUGUGUUUGCUGUUGCACACUGAUUGCUAAGGGUGCGUCAAUUAUAAGCAUCGGAUACUCCAGCCCUUCCCUCCCGAUGAAUGGAAUGAGAAAAGCCUUCUCCUUUGCUUCAGGCAGCUGUCACCUUCUCUUCACUGGUGGUCCUAAGUGGGCCACUUAAGAAAAAGAGUGUAACAGAUUCUCACUCCAUGACCUAAUUAUUUUUAUUCUGUUGUGAAAAAGAAAAUUUUUAAUCUCCAACUUGCUAUUUCCAAAAAGAAGGUGCAAUAUCAUACAUCAUCAGUUAGCAAUAUUAGCAUUUCAAUCAAUGAUUUGAAUGUUGAUACUUUCUUGUUUUUUCCUUUACAUUUCCAGUAAGCUUCUUACAGAAAGUACCUGUGAUAUUUUUUUUUUAAUGUUUAGAUUUGUAGUCUAUUCUGAAGAUAUUUGAGUAAUAUAUUUCUAAGAAUACCACUGGUCCCAUGAAGUCUCACCUCCUUGACUUCCACCAGAACAAAAUCUGUUCGCUAACUCAGCUUGAUUUCUGAUAUAUGUUCUUUGUUCAACCUCCCAUAGGCAACUAAACUGUUUUAAGAAAACACUAUUUCUGUUCAUACUCACUCACUUGCCACACUGCAGUUCUGCAACUUGUUCUUCCCUCAGUAAAUGUGCUUCUCAUCUCCACCCUUGUUUCAGGAUGGAGCAAGUGCUGUGACAGCUAGCUUUGAUGUCUUACUGCUUUUCCUUUUAGUUUUUGUUUGAGAAAAGUUUAACGCAAUGGGUGUCCAGAAUACUUGCAGUAUAAAUGAAGAUUUCAUUUUUGUAUAAAAAAAUAAUGCUGUCAAACAGGAAUUGGUCUUCAUUUAGUUGAUCUGUGAGGUUUUUUUAUGUAGGUUCAUUGAGCAUAUUUCAGAUUAUUUAAAGUCGCUUUUCCAGCAAUAUGUAGAUUUCUUUCUUGUUCUUUCAGUACAUUCAGCAUUGCCCGCCUCUUCCUGCAUUGCUUUGUUUGCAGGAGCACAUGCUGUGUUCUUCCAGUGGGGACUGUGAUGACUUACUGUCAGCCUCACUCCAGUCUCAGUUGGCCCUGGGCUAGUUUUGUACCCAGACAGUGUUAACUAAUUUACUGCCAUGCUGCUUGCCCUCCCUUGAAGUCUCUACAAGCUCAUCACAGCCUAGAGUUCAGUAAAGUCAAUUCACAUAGAAGCACAAUUUUGUCCUCUUCCAGACACUGUUGCCUCUAUUUAGUCAAAUAGGAUUUUGUCUACUUUCUAUUGGCCCCUAGAUUUGCCAGUGCAUCAGAAAUACACUUAUUAAAUAGUGGUAAAAUGCACAUGUUGUUUUUAAAUCAUUAAAAGGUGUGUUAAAGACCAAAAUUAUUGGCAUACAAUAAUCAGCUACAAUAAAAAUCACAUACAGUUUAAUCUUUAUUUUUUAAUUGAAAAUCAUGUUUAAAAUGGCAAAAGCCCAUCUUAUAAAUAGACUCUUUUAUAUAGCUGCAAAAAAUUUGUAUCUGUACAGAUCUAACAUAACACAACUACACUCAGUAUUCAUUUUAUUGAAGCAUGCAAAUAAAGCACUUUUUCUAAUUUAUAUAGAGAUACCUAAUUAACAAGGCACAUCGUACUAAUAACUAGGAAAAGUAGCUUUUCUUUUCUUCCUCUGACUAUGAAUUUUGUCAUAAUGUCCCUUCCCAGUAAAUUUUUGAGAAGUGGUUGGCAUUGUAGGAGGCAGCAGGGUCUGUUUUGGUAAAUCCUGAGUUCGCUGUUGUGCUGUUGUGACUGAUCUCUCUUUGGGAAUAUCUUGUCUUUGCACAGGGCUCUUAGAGAUUUACCCAGACUUGCUUACUAAGUGUUUAAUGUGUACAGGAGCACACAGGCACAGACUGGCCACAAGUAAGCAACUUCAGGGCUAGGAAAUGAGAAAGAACAGCUGAUCCGUGCCCAGCUGUUGUCACCUUGGGUGAUACACAAGAUAGCAGGCAGAUGAUGUUUUGUUGCCUUUGUCCUCUUUCCUACUAAAACAAGAUUGACUUUCCCAUCAACUCAGCUGUGGGGUUUUUUGUAGGGUUUUGGGGUGUUUUUUUGCUUUUUGGCAUGAAUUGUCACAUUGGUAUUUUUUAACUGCCCCCCCAAGGGAAAAAAAAAAAAACCUCAAGGCCUCCAAGUAUCAAGAUCUCACAUUAAGAUUUUCUGUCCUGAAUUUUUUUUGAGCAGAAUCUGGAAAAUGUGAAAGCAUAACUAGAUUUUAUAUACUCUCUGAAAUGUGAUUUGUUAAGAUUCUUAAACUUGGGCCUCUUGUAAUAAUUUUGAAUGAGCUCUACCAACUCACUUAGAAUAUUUUUCACAGAUAUCUCUAGGCCUUCAUUAGAAAGCUGUUUUCCCCUGUUGGUUCAUUUGGUUACCUCAUUUUGCUAUUUGUUUCAGAUUAUGAAAGCUUGCAGGGGCGUUUGUUGGAAUCAUUUGCUGAGUCAUUUCCUCAAAUCAUAUUCCAUUGUAUCAGUUAACAUAUAGUUUUAAAUGUGCAUAUUAUAAAUAUCUGUAACCAAAUCAUUUGAAGGCUUGAUAAAUUUUUAACAAAGUUUGUACAUUUUUUAUGAAAGUUACUAGUAAUGCUUUACUAAGUAGUGCAAUGAAUUUUUAUUUUUAAUCCCUGUGCCCAAUUUUGGAGUUGAGAGGGUUGUUGGUAAUAAAUGUAUGAUG